This is a messenger RNA of Colletotrichum scovillei, 726 nucleotides long. Its product is annotated as amino acid permease. NCBI's taxonomy places the organism in Eukaryota, Fungi, Ascomycota, Sordariomycetes, Glomerellales, Glomerellaceae. Gene Ontology annotation, molecular function: amino acid transmembrane transporter activity. Bases 1 to 726 code for a protein of 241 amino acids. The record is from RefSeq and is a predicted model, not a curated record. The transcript is spliced from 2 exons. Gene Ontology annotation, biological process: amino acid transmembrane transport. Gene Ontology annotation, cellular component: membrane.
AUGGUCGUCGUCGCGUCUGGCGAGACUGAAAACCCGCGGCGCAACAUCCCAAAGGCAAUCCGCCGCGUCUUUUGGCGCAUCGCGAUAUUCUAUGUCCUUGCCAUCUUCCUCGUUGGGCUGUGCGUCUCUUCAGAGGACCCUAACCUGCUCAACGCGAUCAGCAGCAGCAGUCCCGGCGCCGCGCAGAGCCCCUUUUGGGAGCGCUUCGGCGUGCCGUACGCCUGCGUCGCUGCUACAUCGGCGCUGGGGUGCUUGGUCUACCUCAACGUGAACAAUCGCGCCGCCGAGGUGUUUUUCUGGAUCAGCAACCUUAGCGCCGUGAGCACGCUGAUUGUGUGGGCUAGCGUGUGCUAUACCUACCUACGGUUCUACCAGUGCCUGCGACAUAAUGGUAUUGAUCGCGAUACGUUGCCGUACAAGGCCCCGAUGCAGCCGUUUCUCGCGUACUUUGCCAUUGUUUUCUGUCUCGUCGUUGCGUUCUUCAAUGGGUUUGAUGCGUUUUUCCCAGGGCGGUUCAGUGCCAAGACGUUUUUGCCGCCGUACAUUGACAUUCCAAUCUUCCUGUCACUUUUUCUAGGCUACAAGUUUGUCAAGAAGACCAAGUUUGUGAAAAUUUCCGAGAUGGACAUCUGGUCGGGCAAGGCGGAGAUUGAUCGGCUUGAGCCGACGUGGCCGGUGGUGAAGCCUCGCAACUGGUUGGAACGGAUUUGGUUUUGGAUCGCGUGA